GUCGAGGAAUACCGAGGACGAAGCAACGCGACUUUUCACAUUGAGAGACAAACGUUGGAUAUAUCGAAAACGUGAAUGUAUAUUAAAUAUCAUUUUUCGAUGAUUUAAACGUCCGGGAUGAUAUUACAGUUCGACGCAACUGCGUGAAUGGAAAAUUUAAAUCGAUAUUUUACACCGUCGAUAAAAACUAUCGUUUAAUCUUUCUUGAACUAUGAUUACUUUCUUUUUGUUUUUUAUUCAAUUUUAACUUUUAAUAACAAGUUUCGAUCUGGAAAAUAUACAGGCUCUCUGUUGACGUUUCGUUAAUCGCGAAAAAGUUAUCGGCAAAGGUUAUCGAAAUGAAAAUGAAAACAAGUGUGUGAUAAAUAGGGAAUCGAAACUCGUUGGCGUGAAAAUUGUCGUUCGGUCGCCGUUUCGUUUCUAUCUUUUCUCCGUGAUAAAACCGUGAUAAAACCGUUGAAGAUCAAGAUUACGCGUGAUUCGAUUCGCGUGAUCCCAAAACGAUGAGCUAUUGGAAUACAGUGUUCGUGGUGCUUUCGAUCUAUCUGAUUUUCGUCUGCGGUUUUCAGACCAUCUACUCGAAUGAUACUCACAUUAUAACAAACAACUCGAACUCCACGAUUCAAAUCAUUAAACACAGUGUUAAUAAGAAUUCUAAUGCAAACCUGCAUUUUUUGUUAUCCAUUGUCAAAAUAUUGAAAAUAGAAGGAGAUCCGUGCAACCGAACAGAAAAAUUGGAUUAUCUUGAGAAGUGUAAAAAAAUCAUGAAUAAUUUAUAAAACGGAAAAUAUUAAAUUUGUUCAUCGAUAAUAGUAACGUAGAUAAUAGAAAGAAUAUCGCAGGAUAACAGUUUUUAUUAUCAACGAUACUGAUAAGAUACAUCAUGCUUUUUCCACGUCAGUGUGCAAGCAAAAUUCCAUCAUCGAGGAUCGAGUUGAAACAAUCUUUUCGUCAAUUCAUGAAAAUAAAUACGCGAAGCUAGCGAAACGAUGAUAUAAUCGAAUUGAAGAAUUACGAAAAAAUUCUCGGUCGUUGCGAUUAAUAAAAUUUUGCAAGAUAACGUUGCGCGGCGAUCCAAAGAUCGGAUUGCAAUUGGAAACUCUUAGUAGUCACAUUUACCGUGUGGAAUCAAAAGACUUGAUUCAUCGUAGAGAGACAAAUUUCAAAAUCGUCCUGAUCAUGAAAUUGUGGUGGAUCGUGUCGAUGGCAGUAUCGUUUCUGUUCUUGUGCGCGAUCCAUGUCGUUGCUUUGCCGUCAAGAACCGUCGCAGAGGCUGCUUCGUCGGACGUUUCGUCGGACGAAUUCGAGAAGAAAUUCGUGCCGUUCAACGCGAAGAACAACAACACCAACAACAACACAAAGAACCUUCGGCAAGGGGCCUUCAUCAAUGUGCCGGUCAAUUGUCCACCGGACAAAGUGAAGGUCGGGAAUCGCUGCAGGGCUUUCUUUUAAGUAAGUUGAAAUUCUAUCUCAUCUCAAAUACACGCGUCUGAGAAAGAAAACGGAAAGAGAGAUCGUUCACGAUUAGGUAAUUGUAAUCGGAGUGUAUCGUCGAGGAUAUUCGUUUGAUAUUCCUUCCUUUUUCGUUCUUUUGUUAUUGUAACGGAGAGACAGAGAGAGAGAGAGAGAGAGAGAAAA
This is a messenger RNA of Apis mellifera (honey bee), 1638 nucleotides long. RefSeq lists its product as uncharacterized. Bases 1180 to 1452 code for a protein of 90 amino acids. The transcript has a single exon. The record is from RefSeq and is a predicted model, not a curated record. Lineage: Eukaryota; Metazoa; Arthropoda; Insecta; Hymenoptera; Apidae.